ACAGUGUGUCCAAAAAUCACUAUCAAUAUCAACCACUAUCAAAAAACUAUCACUGUCAAUACUAUCAAAUGUUACUUCGGUCAUACCCCAUUAUUUUCUGCUGAAGAAUGAGGGCUGUUUUGUAUUUAUUGCUUAAUUUACUUAAUGUUGAAAAGAAUAUGCUAUUACUGUAAACCUGAGAAAAAGAAUGAAAUGUCUGCCCUUCCUCCAAUGCCAUCAAAUGAUGCUGUUUGGAAAAAUUUCCCAGCAGUUGUGUGGCUUAAAGAAACUCCCAUGGUCAUGUGACUGCAGAUACUUCUGGGGCUGGUUGAAUGCAGUGUUUCAUAAAGUGGAUUAUGAACGCAUCAGGGAUGUGGGACCCGAUAGGGCAGCAUCGGAGUGGCUGCUGCGCUGUGGGGCCAUGGUGCGCUACCACAACCAGGAGAGGUGGCAGAAGGACUACAACCACCUCCCCACAGGACCUCUGGACAAGUACAAGGUUCAGGCAAUUGAUGCCACCGACUCUUGUAUCAUGAGCAUUGGAUUUGAUUACAUGGAGGGCCUACACCAUGUUGAAAGAAUAAGGCUACGCAAGUGUCAUUAUAUCAAGGAUGACUAUUUGGAGAAACUUGGUAAACUUGAAAAUUUACAAAAGAGCGUAUUGGAAAUGGAAAUAAUUUCAUGUGUGAAUGUCACAAAGGCAUCAUUGCUUUAUAUCACUCAAGAAACCUGAAAUAUUUACUGUUAAGUGAUCUUCCUGGAGUAAGAAAAAAAGAAAACCUUAUCCGAGCCUUUAAGACAGCACUGCCUUCUCUGGAACUAAAAUUAGA
Molecule: messenger RNA, 809 nt
Organism: Panthera uncia (snow leopard)
Lineage: Eukaryota; Metazoa; Chordata; Mammalia; Carnivora; Felidae
Product: ATP synthase subunit s, mitochondrial-like
Exons: 1
Coding region: 188-712 (174 amino acids)
Source: RefSeq, a predicted model, not a curated record